AUGGCAUCCUCUUCCACCGCUUCUGUUGAACCUGAUAGACAUGCCAAAGCUUUACAAGAUUAUCGCAAGAAAUUACUUGAACAUCGUGAAGUUGAAGCAAAUAUUAAAGAACUUCGCCUUGGUUUUCGCGAUCUUGAAAAGCAAUAUAAUAAAACAGAAGAUGAUAUCAAAGCAUUGCAGAGUGUUGGACAAAUCAUUGGUGAAGUUUUAAAGCAAUUGGAUGAAGAACGAUUUAUUGUAAAGGCUUCAUAUGGUCCAAGAUAUGUUGUGGGAUGCAGAAACAAAGUUGAUAAAGAGAAACUUAAACAAGGAACGAGGGUGGCUUUGGAUAUGACAACCUUAACCAUUAUGCGUAUGCUACCAAGAGAAGUUGAUCCAUUAGUUUAUAAUAUGAGUUUAGAAGAUCCCGGCAAAGUAAAUUUUGCAGGUAUUGGUGGUCUUGGUGAACAAAUACGGGAACUUCGAGAAGUAAUAGAGCUGCCACUUAUGAAUCCAGAGCUUUUUAUUCGUGUAGGAAUCAAACCACCAAAGGGAGUUUUACUAUAUGGGCCACCUGGUACUGGUAAAACACUUUUAGCUCGUGCGGUAGCUAGCACUCUUGAAACCAAUUUUUUAAAAGUAGUUUCAAGUGCUAUCGUAGAUAAAUAUAUUGGUGAAAGUGCCAGGUUAAUUAGGGAAAUGUUUGGAUAUGCUAAAGAUCACGAGCCUUGUAUCAUUUUUAUGGAUGAAAUUGAUGCAAUUGGAGGAAGACGAUUUUCAGAAGGAACCAGUGCAGAUCGUGAAAUACAAAGGACUCUAAUGGAGCUUCUUAAUCAAAUGGAUGGAUUUGAUUACCUAGGACAAACUAAAUUAAUUAUGGCCACCAAUAGACCUGAUACUUUAGAUCCAGCACUGCUUCGGCCUGGACGUUUAGACAGAAAGAUAGAGAUCCCUUUGCCAAAUGAACAAGGGCGUCUUGAAAUUUUAAAAAUUCAUUCAGCUCCUAUCACCAAAAGUGGUGAAAUUGAUUAUGAAGCUAUUGUAAAGCUAACAGAUAGUUUCAAUGGUGCAGAUUUACGAAAUGUUUGCACAGAAGCAGGUAUGUUUGCAAUUCGUGAAGAACGAGAUUAUGUGGUUCAUGAAGAUUUUAUGAAAGCAGCACGUAAAGUUGGAGAUGCAAAGAAAUUAGAAUCUAAAUUAGACUAUGAAAAAUUAUAA
Messenger RNA from Entrophospora sp. SA101, 1197 nucleotides. The record is from the annotation of a GenBank genome assembly. Lineage: Eukaryota; Fungi; Glomeromycota; Glomeromycetes; Entrophosporales; Entrophosporaceae.